AUGAGGGAUAAAACAAACUUCACAUUUUUAUACCCGGUCGAAAACCUCCCAAAUCGACAGGGCAAGAUACCAAUGAUACGCAUGCGUAACCCUUGGGGCAAUGAAGCCGAGUGGAAUGGCCCGUGGAGUGACAGCUCCGCCGAGUGGCGCUACAUCCCAGAAGACCAGAAGCAGGAAAUCGGACUCACCUUCGAUAGAGAUGGCGAGUUCUGGAUGUCAUUCCAAGAUUUCCUGCACCAUUUCGACAGAGUGGAGAUUUGCAAUUUGUCUCCCGACUCUUUGACAGAGGACCAACAGAACAGUGGCAAGCGCAAGUGGGAGAUGUCCAUGUACGAGGGUGAAUGGACACCAGGCGUGACAGCUGGCGGCUGCCGUAACUUCCUGGACACUUUCUGGCACAAUCCCCAGUAUAUAAUUACGCUGGUGGAUCCCGAUGGCAAGGCCGAUACGAUAACACCGGGAUACCCAACACCCAAGCCACUGGAUCCGCAGAAGGAGAGCUUGAGACGUUUGUUUGACAGCAUCGCUGGCAAGGACAUGGAAGUUGAUUGGAUGGAGCUGAAACGUAUCCUGGAUCACUCGAUGAGAGAUGAUUUGCCAAAGCCAGUUGUCUAUAAUCGUUUUACCGCCAACAAUGCAUUUGAGACGCAGGCAGCAGGAAGGCCGUUCAACGUUUCAUGGACAUGGGCGACUUUCCCAACUCUGAAGGGCAUGCAAAAGCAACAGCAGCAGCAGCAGCAGCAGACUCUGCUCUGA
Molecule: messenger RNA, 756 nt
Organism: Drosophila subobscura
Lineage: Eukaryota; Metazoa; Arthropoda; Insecta; Diptera; Drosophilidae
Product: calpain-A-like
Exons: 5
Coding region: 1-756 (251 amino acids)
Biological process (GO): proteolysis
Cellular component (GO): cytoplasm
Molecular function (GO): calcium-dependent cysteine-type endopeptidase activity
Source: RefSeq, a predicted model, not a curated record